UAUAAUAGAUAUCUCUGUGCGUUAUCCUUUCGACGCGUUUUAGCAUCGUGAUGUUAAAAUCAAUGUAACCUAAAUAUAUGGGGGAACAUGUGACGUGUAUAAUUGGCUAAAAUCCAUUUGAUAAAUUGUGUUGUCGAAACUGUCAAACGGCGAUAUUUUAAAAUCAAUCUAGAGCAUAUGAAUCCGUUUCCAUGGCAAUCAAUAUGCGGCGCCGAGACACUCAAAGUGUUAAUCGGAAUGAUAACGAGAGGAUACUGCUAUGUUGGUGUGCGUUAUAUUUAAGCUGAUUAGCAUGUACACGCUGCAAACAGGACACACAUUACACACGCUGCAAAUACACAAUGAAUGAUUUAGUAGACUGAAGAUGUCAAUAAAGAUUACGAUCUCAUUGUUUAACGGUCAAGUGAACAAAGGAAAAGGAAGGAUUAUAAGGUCAAAUCAACAUUAAUGGAUCCUGUUAUUUGUAAUAUGUGAAUUUGUGAACAAGGUUUCAAUUAUUUUUUUUCGAAAAAACGAUGUUGUCUGAUAAAGGUGAUGUGGUCCAUAUGAAGGAACCCGUUGUCGAGGCAACCGGAUGGUUGUCUAAGAGAGGGAGUCAUUUUAAAGUUCUGUCAUUCUGUCUAAUAUGCACUAUUGUCUAUAUCUAUUUAUACUCAAAUUUGACAAUCCGGACUAUGGUUGUAAAUGAUAUGAUGCAGAACACUAUAAAUGAUCUCCAAAGAUGGAAAAACAAAGUGGAGGGAUGGGUGAGAGGAUUUUCGGAACUUUCUCAAAAUCAAAGUAUUGUUAGUACUGUGGGACAAGUGCAAACAGAAUAUAGAAUAGAGAAAAAUAAUGAAUCUAUACAUUUAUCCGACCCCGUACAAACAACAACGGAAUCACAAUUAUUUACUCAACAUUGGACAAAAUAUAAAACACUUAAAGAACGAAUCGCAGCUUUAAAGGACGCUAUAAUCAGGAACGAGGCUGAUCCAUUGUUAACAUUAUUUACAACAUGGCCGACUAAAACAGAAAAAUUCAUUGUACAUAACAGCACGAUUAAAAAUUGGAAUUCAUUACAUCCAUUUGUGAGAUCGGUUUUCUUUACAAACGAAGAGGAUUUAGCGUCUAGGGUGAAAUCGAUGGGAUGGUCCGUCUUGCCAAUCAAACAAUCUGCAGUAGGAAUUCCUAUAUUAAAGUACAUGUACACAGAUACGAUGUUAAAAUAUAAGUCCACAUUUUACGCCUAUUCAAAUGGUGAUAUAUUAUUUAAUGAAGGUUUAGUCGAGACAUUAAUUUCUCUUUUGACUUCUGAUCUUGACUUCAAUAAGCCAUUAAUGAUAGUUGGACAGAGAACAAACGUUCAAGAUAUGACACAGGAUGAAACUUCAUCUUUUGACAAAAUUAAACUAGCUUCUAAGCGAGGGAAACUGUUUACCCCUUAUGCAGAGGACUUCUUCAUAACGAACGCUAUUUACCCGUGGAAGGAGUGUGCGGAAGUCGUGAUUGGCCGAAGAGCAUAUGAUAACUGGCUUGUAUUGAAUGCCAGGAAACGCGACCACAUAACAAUUGAUGGUACUAAAACUAUACUCGCAGUUCACCAAACAACGAAAGCUGGAAAUUUUGAAGGACAUGGUAGACCAAACAGUAACUAUAAUGAUAGAUUGUUGGUUAAACUUUAUCGUCGCGUUUAUUAUGGGUCAGGGUUAACUUCGUGUACCUCGUACUACACUUUACCUCGUGCUACAGGAGGAUCAAAACUCGAAAAAAGAAAGGUUCACAAAAGCUGUUUCCCUUUGUAAGUGUCACUCAUCGUUGUCACCGCAUGACUUUGCUCUCGAACUUUUAAACUGAAGGUAUUCCUGUUUGCGCUCAUAACUGAAUGUUUUACCUGUUUGCGCUCAGAAACGGAAGGUUUGCGCUCAGAACCGAAUGGUAUACCUGUUUGCUCUUAUAUAUAAUCGUAAGCAAGGACAUACCUGUUUCUUUAUAUUUUAUUUCUGACGACUCCCAUGUAGCCAAAUAUUUGAUAAGUAUUUAAAAUACCAAAGUUAAGAUAUAUUAUUAUAACAGUAAGUAUUAAUUACCAGCAUUGUAUGCGUCAAACAUUGAGUAAACGUUUUAUCAAAUUUACAUGUUGAUAAUUUUAGAGUUCAGGGCGUAUAAAAGCAAUCAAAUAUCAACCAUUUUAAUUGUUUAUUGUAAUUUAAACAUUACUAAUUGUGUACCUUUAGUUAUUGUCUAUCCAUUAGUACUUCAGUGCUGGUCUUUUAUUUAGAUACAUAUUAAUGUGUUUUAUUGACCUUUAGGAGAUUAUGUAUUUUUAGCAGAUCUAUGUUAUUUUAUUCACCAUUGUUUAAUACUCGUCGAUUUAUAGAGCUCGACAUAUUUUACAGACUUGUCUACUGUUGAAGACCUUCAUUAGAUUGUUUUUGUGGUAUUUUAUGUUGUGUGAUUGCUGUCACAUUUUUGAAAACUCAACAUCCAUUUUAGUUCAUAUUUGAAAUCCAGGUUGUUUGACCUCAGAUGAAUAUGUAUUCUAUGUUUUUGAAACCUCUUUUUUUAUGUACCCUAUGUAAUUCGUAUUUCUGUUAUACGUUCAUGCAUACUAUUUACAUAUUUUAUUUUAAUGUAACAUAUUUGUGGUUACAAGUACAUGUAGUAGCAUGAUCCUGUCGUCGUUCGAAUAUAGCACAGGCACUUUUCUGAGACAAGUGCCUGUGUAUGUUAAUGUAGGGUCCUUGAAACAAUUUCCGUAAGAUAAAACAACGAUACUUGAAAGCUGAAGUCAACGGGUUAAAUACGGAUAUUGUGGUCCAAAUGGUAAAACAAGGAUAUAUGAGGUGUGUCCACAUCUUCCGUUUCAGCGGACAAUUUUAAAAAAAUACUUCCAUUUCAACAGUUUUUGUUUCACUGACAGGAUCGGAAUGGCUUUUUUUUUGUAGCCGAAAGUAUGCAUACGGUUAAGAGUCUGUAUAAAAUAUAUGAGACAUUUUAAUCACUUUCUCUCAUUUCCGUGAUUUUGAUUGGCAGUGCGAGAUAAAUCCAAAGAAAAAGGUACCAAUUUUAGAAGUUUUCUUUUGUAUUUUUAUUAAGCUUUCGAGUGCACCAAUUGAUAUCAUCAUAUCCAUGAAUAAAUAUAUAUAAGGACAAAACACAUAAGUAAGGAACAUUUGACCUUUUCUGUGGACAUACUUCAUAAAACAUUUAAGGAAAAAACUCAUAAGAAGUACAAUUGUUUUCUAAUACAGUCUUAUUAUAUAUCAUGGUGAAGAGGACAUAUAUUUGACCCAUAAUAUGUGAAUCAACUACGUAAAGAUUUUAAUAAUUCAUAUGUAAUGUCAUUAUAUAUAUAUAAACGUGGCCUGAUUAAAUCAUUGAAUAUUUAAUCAUAUCAGAGGGAAAUCCAAGGGAUUGUAUGAAGGACUCGAGACAUCUCAAUCAUUCAGGGAUGAAUUUUGUCUUCACAGCGGAGCAUUGGUAGAGGGGUUCAAAGUUUGAAACGGACAGACAUAACGCCUUUAAAAUCAUUAAACUGCACAAAAAUGAAACUUCAGAUUUACUAAACUUUAUUAUUUAUGAAACUGGCUAUAAAUUAGAAUAUAUACUAAUAUAUAUUGCUUAUCAAAGUCAAUAUUUCCCAUGUUUGAACGAAAUUAUGAAAAUAAGUUUCACCCUAACUUUGGUGUUAAUCAAUGACCAUAAAACGUCUCAAUAUUUCCCACGUUUUCAGUGUAAAUAUCGUAUAACACUCAAUUAUUUACGACGUACACUGUGAAGUACUAGACAUACGGUAUAUUUACAAUCGAACAUAAUCACAGAUAUAGUGUAUCAUGUUUCUAAAUUUAAGAUACAAAUUGUACACACAAUGACACAUUAAUUCACUCUCCUUGUUUAAUGUGAAAGGUUAACAUUGAUUAUAAACCUUGCUAGAAACUUGAUAUUAAAUGUCUUAAUUCCAAAGUUUAUUACAAAAUAGGUUGUAAUACCAAUGCAGCUGGCUUUUUUGUCUUCAAUGUAGACGCGUUGUUCGCUGGUUAUGCACCAUUUAUGGGCAUUAUGUUUUCUGGUCUGUGCGUCCGUUCGUCUGUCCUGCUUCAAGUUAAAGUUUUUUGUCGAGGUAGUUUUUGAUGAAGUUGAAGUACAAUCAACUUGAAAUUUAAACAUGUUCCCUAUGGUAUGAUCUUUGUUGAUCUCACCAUGUAGUAAAGAUGAGUCAUUCUUGUUUAAGCAUUUUUUUUCUUUUUCACGAAAGUCCCAUACUGCCACAAAGAUUUGAGCGUAUAAUAUGAAUGUGCAUAAUUGAUAUGUUCUAGUUAGUUUCAAAUACUCCAGUCUAGUAUAUUGUCUCGUUUUUAAAAGUAAUUGAAAUAUAUUUUAAGAUUUGAUAUAUAUAAUAAAAUUCAAUACUAAAACUAUCUGAAAGUUAAUUUUCAGAUAGUUUUAGUGUGGAAUUUUUAUUUGUAAAUAAGUCGUUUGUUUUUUUAAUUCUUGUUUCAGUAUUUUGAAUAAUAUGUAUAACUGCAAUGUAAGUUCUCCACGAUAUAGCCUUAUGCGCUGCUGUAAUUGUAAAUUACAUUUACACGAUGAGCUAUGUGUAGUCAUUUAUUGUUAAUGUAUGAAUAGUUUGUUACAGUGAGAAUCAAAGACCGAAAAGCAUUACACAUCUUGUCAAAACUGUAUACAAUUUAUAUUGUGUUUAUUUAUGUUUUGUUGAAAAUAAAAUAAUUUCA
This is a messenger RNA of Mytilus trossulus (common blue mussel), 4712 nucleotides long. RefSeq lists its product as uncharacterized. Lineage: Eukaryota; Metazoa; Mollusca; Bivalvia; Mytilida; Mytilidae. The transcript has 2 exons. Bases 516 to 1781 code for a protein of 421 amino acids. The record is from RefSeq and is a predicted model, not a curated record.